CGCGGCCGCGCGUGGGGCGUGAAACCGAGCGCGAGCGCGAGUGCGGAUGGCAUCGGCGGAGCAGCUCGCGCCCUUCCAGCACAUCGAGGUGCAGCUGCGCGGGGGCGCGCCUUGGGGGUUCACGCUGAAAGGGGGACUGGAGCACGGAGAGCCGCUCGUCAUCACCAAAAUCGAGGAAGGGGGCAAGGCGGCACAGUCCAGGAAACUGCGUGUUGGCGAUGAGCUGGUGAACAUCAGUGGCUCAACGGUCUACGGCUCUCGCCAGGAGGCGCUAGUGCUCAUCAAGGGCUCCUACAGGACCCUGAACAUGGUCGUGCGCAGGCAAAGUGUGCCCGAGAUAAGGCCUCACUCCUGGCAUCUGGCUAAGUUGUCGGAGCUGCCCAGUGCCACCCCGGACACCCCCCCUGCCAUGCAGUUACACCCCGCGCCCUUCACCGUACCAUGGCACUCCGGGGGUGACAACAGCGACCCAUCCAUGCAGUGGAGCCAGCUGUCUCGCCACUGUAGCACUGACCGCAGCAGCUCUCUGGGUAGCAUGGAGAGCCUGGACACACCCAGUCAGGGAUACUACGAGAGCCAGCUUUCCCCUGUGGACCCUGCCAUCUUCAACAAUAAGCGAGAUUCUGCCUACAGCUCCUUCUCAGCCAGCUCCAACACGUCGGACUGUACGGUGUCCCUGCGGCCGGGCGAGGCCAGCUCCAUGGAUAACCUAGUCCAUGGUCUAGGUCGCUCACAGCUGCCUGAUGGUGGCUCGGUUGACACGUGCGAGUCUCCAGCCCACCUUUCAGAGAGCAAGCCUCCAUCAUCUUCCUACAGCUUUGGGGAGCAGAGCAAGGCUGGAGCACUCCCUGAGCCCCUACAGCCCCCGGUGCACAAGGAUGGUUUCCAGGCCACCCGGGGGUGCUCGGGGACCAACGGAAAUUGCUGCGUCUCUUUGCUUGCGGACAUUCACAGUAAGUCCAGCUGCCAAGGUGAAGAUCCAUCAGAAGCGAGUGGGCUGAGCCGAUGCCAGUGUUACCCAGAUGGAGAUGGCAGGUGUGAGGGGAAAGGCACAGAGCAGUACUACAUGCUCAGCUCCCAGCAGGAGCCCUGCUAUGGCUGCACAAAAGGCAGAGACAGCACUUUGUCCAACUGCGUUGCUUCCACUGAGGCCAGUUCUCCAGCUCCCAGUCCUUCAAUAUACGACACCCCUUCCAAGGGCACAGCAGAGGUCCCAGCUCCCCAACUUCUUCCUCCCCUGAGCCAACGUGGAGUUGAAGUGCACCGACACAGUGUUCCCGAAAAGCUGCCGUCUGCUCAGUUGCAGCAGCUUGAGCUUUCCAGCGGCGUGUCUUGCCGCACUCCAUCCCCCUGCAGCCAGCGGUCUGGCUCACCCAGGGAUGAACUGGAGGUCCGCAUGGGUGGCGUUCCAUCUCUGCGGAGCUUGGACAGAAGCCAGUGUUCCACACCAGGCUCCGUGGGUGCCUUCGAGCAGGAGCAGUUACCCCACGGUGAGCCCUUUCAACACACUUAUGGACGGUCCCUCAGCAUGCCUGGAGAAGCUGCAAUUGCCUCCCUCAUGGGUGGUUCAUCUCCAAGACUCAGCACGGCAGCCAGCGUGGACACCCUAUUGGAAGAGACACGAGCUGAUGGGAGCGAAGCCCCCCCGCCCAAGCCAGGCUCAUCACGGCAGCGCCGCUCAGCUAAGGCACGCAGAUGCAGCGAUCGCUUUGCCACCAACUUGCGCAAUGAGAUCCAGCGCAAGAAGGCUCAGCUGCAGAGAAGUCAAGGUCCUGGCGCACCUCUGUAUGGGGACCAGACAGUGGAGGAAGAGGAGGACAGCGCUGAAUGCAAGGAGUCGCCGGAAGUUCACGUUCGUCCUCUGCCUUCUUCCAACAUCCCGGCUUCCUCGCGCAGACUGCCCAUUCCUCAGUCCCAGCCACACUCUCCAUCCUGCCCAAGUAGGAGUCCCACUUGGAUUCCUCAGUGCCCCACACUGACCAGACCAGGCUGCAACCAAACCGUGGAUGAACAGAACCAAACGGGGAAGGUCCGGCGUUGGCGCUGGACACCCGAACACAAGCUGCAGCCAGAGUUGGAGCAGGAGAGGCAGGCUGAUAUGGGAACCCGGCCAGGAGGGGGCAAGACGGCUAGAUCACGUUCCUCGUCCAGGACAGAUGACUGUGAAAUACUUCCUUUUGCGGAGCGAAUGAAGUUCUUUGAGGAGACCAGCCGGAGUUUGUCCGUGUCCAACCUCCCAGGCCUGACAAGCUGUGGCAAGAGGCAGGUAAACCUGACACAAGUCAAACAGUCACGAGAUACCUCGGGAGCCAGCCAGAGGCGCUACUCCUACCAGGGCUAUGUCCAGCGCCCCCCUCAGGCUCGGAGGCCAAGCGAAAGCAGCAAUCAUGAAAGAGAGGACCCACAUCAGACAACGGUGACAAAACAAGACUUUAGGCCCCAGAGACAUGUGCAGAGUAAUGGUCCACCACCGACGGAACACUAUGACAGGAAGGCCCCCCGGUCUACCUUCCAGCCCACGACUGAAAGAGAAAGUGGGGACCGCCAGCUACGUUAUCUUGGGAGCAGCCAAAGGAGCCACACGCCCACAGAGGCACAUCCUGUGCAGGAGAGGGAACAGCCUAAAGUGAACAGGAAGCUCAGCCUGACAGAACGGGACUGCAGAUGGGACUUCCAGCCAGCAGGGGGCAGUGUGCUGCAAGACUGCGGCAGCUGUUGGGGCAACUCCGGAGUAGCAAACACACUGUCGACUUACAGUGCGCAGGAGCCCCUGGGUCCGCAGCGAAGUCGCGCUCUAUCGGAAAGUGAAGUCCGCUUGGACACCCAGCAUCCGCGCACAAACCCAGCUGCGUUUCCGGGACCUGCUCUGUCAGAGGUUGAAGAGAGCAAUGGGAUGUCCAGAAGAAAAGGUCCACCGCCUCCAAGACCGCCACCGCCAAAAUGGGACGAGUUUCACCGUCGACGGGCAUCUCAGCAGAACAUCUUCUCCACCCCAUCCCCGACGCCCAGAGAAGCACUUGGCCCGCAGCGCUCCCCAGACAGCCUUUUCCGCCCUUCGAGUGACCUCGACGUGGCCCGGCAACGCUCUCAGAGUUUGCCCUUGGAGGCAGAGCCUGAGAACUUCCAGCGCUACAGCCAAGAGCGCCUUGCUGGCCACUGCAGCCCAGCCUUCGCACGCGGGGUCUUCCGACCAGUGACUGUGCCACCGAGGGAGCCGGAUGCGUCCUUCCGGCAUCCUGACCCUAACAGGGUGGCUUCACCCGGAAUGUCAGGUGACUCAGGGACGGCUGGGCUCGGGGUGCAGGACAGGCCGGCCCUCCUGAAACCCGUAUCCGCCAGACAACGCUGCGUGGCCGAAUGGGAUAGAGGUGUUCUGCAGGGCGGCACGAACGUUCCAGUGAUGGAGAACUCCUGCCAUCAGGGGGUGCACUCACCUCAGUUCUACUUGGCUGUUAAUUCCGUGACGUGCCAACGCAGAGGGAGUAGCUCCCCAAACGCCAGAAACCCGGAGCUGAGGACCAUCUGGCAGGAGGACAGCCGGCCAUUUGAGACGGACAUUGAUGAGUUUCAGGACGACUGCGGUGCGGAUGAGGCUGCGGCAGGAACGCAGGUGGAGGCGCACGGAUUCGCUCGGCCCGCAACCGUCCUGGAGACGGAUAUAGACACGAUCCCCGUGGCAGAACCCCACCCUCGCACCGCUCCCCCGCACCACCGCUCCCUGGCGGAGACCCUGCUGGCUGCCGAUGCUGAGGAUCAGACCCGGGCAAAUCUCCUCGAGGAGCUACUGCCCCCUGGUGGGGAGGGGGGAGACGCUGGCGCGGAAACGUGGCGGGGUGGGCGCCUCGAGCUAAGCAUGGACUCUUUGGAAAGGCGCUCCAGGCUGGAGUCAGCAAGGACUCGAGGUCCAGGCUCCAGCCACUCAUCCUACCGUUACCCAGCGGCCGUGCUGGGAACAGGUGAUGGGGGUGAGGAAGAGGAGGAGGAGCUGUCCUAUAAGAGGCAGCUCAUGGAGAGCCUGCAGAGAAAACUGAGUGUUCUUCGGGAGGCGCAGCGGGGGCUGCAGGAGGAGGUGCGUGCCAAUGCCCGGCUGGGCGAGGAGGUGGAGGCCCUGGUGCUGGCCGUGUGCCGUCCCUGCGAGGUGGACAAGUUCCGCAUGCUGGUGGGGGACCUGGACAAGGUGGUGAGCCUGCUGCUGUCGCUGUCGGGGCGGCUGCUCCGCGUCGAGAGCGCUCUGGACUGCCUCGGCCCCGACGCCGGCCACCACGAGCGGCACCCCCUGCUGGAGAAGAAGCGGCUGCUGCUGAGGCAGCUGGGCGAGGCGCGCGAGCUCAAGGAGCACGUGGACCGGCGCGAGGAGGCCGUGUGCCGGGUGCUGGGCCGCUGCCUCACCCCCGAGCAGCUGCGCGACUACGGCCACUUCAUCAAGAUGAAGGCCGCUCUGCUGGUGGAGCAGCGGCAGCUGGAGGACAAGAUCCGCCUGGGCGAGGAGCAGCUGCGCGCCCUGCAGGACAGCCUGGGUCCGGCCUUCGGGGCGUUGCUGGACUGCGGCCGCUCGUGACUACCUUCGCCUCGCACCGCGCGCUCCUUCUCCCUGGACAAAACGCCCGGCUGCGCGAAGGAACAGGGGUCCGGCGUGUCGGCCGGCGGACUCCUCAGAAUCGCACGGAUGAUCCCGCGCCCAAAGCGUGUCCCCGUGUCCAGCUGGACCCGACAAGAGUCCUGGCAGCGUUUCUUAUUUAUUUUAUUUAUUCCCCCGGUGCUCGGACGUUAAGCUUCAGGAAACACAAACUCUGGGCAGGUUAUUGAGAUCCGUGACUCCGCUGCGAUUCCCCUGCGAGGCAACUGGAAGAAGUGUCCGUAAACCGCGCCGCUUUGCCGGGUUUCGGAUCAGAAACUGUCCUGGACGGAGUCGCGGUGUCGGUGCGACUCAGUUGAACUUCCACUUAUUUGCACCAAAAAUGUUCUGUAUCAGUAUGUUAUUUUACAGUUUGACAUAAGCUCAAGGAAGUAUAAUAACUGUUUCUCAUUAUGCUGUGAGGCUCAUGGCUGUUAAUAUAAUAUAUUGUGUUUUUGCCCGAUGAAGAAUUCAUGCACAGCUCCGGUGCAGACAAGAUUUUUGCCUUCUCGCUUGUGUUUUAUGAAUUAUUGCUACUGUGUUUUUUAAAGAAUACCAGCACCAUAAAUAAUAAUAUUUAAUAUAAGC
Molecule: messenger RNA, 5203 nt
Organism: Scleropages formosus (Asian bonytongue)
Lineage: Eukaryota; Metazoa; Chordata; Actinopteri; Osteoglossiformes; Osteoglossidae
Product: protein Shroom4-like
Exons: 10
Coding region: 47-4558 (1503 amino acids)
Biological process (GO): actin filament organization
Cellular component (GO): apical junction complex; cortical actin cytoskeleton; apical plasma membrane
Molecular function (GO): actin filament binding
Source: RefSeq, a predicted model, not a curated record